This is a messenger RNA of Penicillium paradoxum, 2184 nucleotides long. RefSeq names its product Zn(II)2Cys6 transcription factor. Gene Ontology annotation, biological process: regulation of DNA-templated transcription. Gene Ontology annotation, cellular component: nucleus. The record is from RefSeq and is a predicted model, not a curated record. The coding region runs from base 1 to 2184 and encodes 727 amino acids. Gene Ontology annotation, molecular function: zinc ion binding; transcription cis-regulatory region binding; DNA-binding transcription factor activity, RNA polymerase II-specific. The transcript has 7 exons. Lineage: Eukaryota; Fungi; Ascomycota; Eurotiomycetes; Eurotiales; Aspergillaceae.
AUGGACAUCGAGUCGGCAGGCUCAGCCAUAAGCCCACAUGGAAAACAAGCCGCAUGCUUGAACUGUCGAAGGAGUAAGAUUCGCUGCAAUCGCCUGGCAGGUGAGACCACCUGUGAGAAAUGUAAGCAAACAAAUGCAGAAUGUAUUGUACCCAACCAUCAUCUGGGCCGGCAAAAGGGGGUCAAGAAUAAACGAAAAGGCCUGGAGAAAGCGAUCCAUCAGAUCGAGCAGGCAAUCAAGCGACCUAGGGUCGACUCUUCAGGCGACGAUGAUGCCCAAAAGGCCAUUGCAAGUUUACAGGAACUUCUCGGACAAGUCCAGGGCCAGUUGUUGCAUAGUGGGAAUGGAUUGUCGGAGACACCCGAUCACCCGCAUGUGCCAUCUCCGCGCGACCCGCAUGCAGAGGAGAGCCUCGCCCUGGAUGAUGCGGAAAAUCCACUUCAAUUGCUUGCAAGAGCUUCGGAUCUUCAGCUUUCGCCGACUGGAGUGCGACAGAUACUGAAGUCUCCGUUGCCAGUGUCGGGUGGUCCACCGGCAUUCAUUCCGAGUACCAUCGCAGAAGAACCAAGCGCUAAAUCUUUCUUUGUCCCGACGAGAGCCAGCUUGGAUGUUGGACCUGAUGUCGAUCCUGUUGAUCUGGGCUUGGUCACAUUUGAUGAAUCCGAGUCCUUGUUUUCGUUCUUCUAUCAAAAUCUCGCACAUACUCGAUGGGGUCUUGAUCCGUUGAUACACACCCCGCCAUUUGUACGAUCUCAAUCGGCUUUUCUUUUUACUUCGAUUAUGGCAGGUGCAGCUUUAUUUUUGCCAUCAGCUGCUGCAUUGUCUAAAAGACUGUCGAGGCAUUGCAAAUGGCUCGCGAAGCGAGUGAUUACCCACCGCCAUAGAUCUGUUGAAAUUGUGCUGGCUUUUAUGGUAAAUGUGCCAUGGAUGUCUCCCGGUGAUAGCCUAGGAGAUGAUGAUACUUGCUCCUAUAUUGCUAUGGCCCUCACCGUUGCGUUAGACUUGUCUCUGAACAAGAUUGUCACACCAUCUUCAUGCUUCAACCAAGGGCUUUUAGAUCGCCUGGCGCGAGCAGAAUGCAUAGACGCAAAGAGAGCCUUACUGAUGGAUGGGUUUGAUAAUGUCGAUCCAUCCUCGGAGUGGGGCCUGCGACUACUUCGGAGACGCGAAAGAGCUUGGAUUGCAUUAUACGUUGUGGAGAGAGGAGUCUGUCUUGCGCGUGGAAGAAACUAUACAGUUCCCACCACAACGCUGAUCGAAAACUGUGACCGCUGGCAUCUAUCAAGAAUUGCGGAUUUACGUGAUGGUCCCAUGAGCUCCAUGGCCGUCCUUCGGAGGGAUCUUGAUGGACUCUUUCGGCAAGUCAAAUCAAGUUGUGAUAGUUAUCGCAUCGUUGACACCGGCUCGGAAGCCGCCCAAUUAAUUAAGAACACUAUUGAAACAUUUUACAAGCGGUGGUAUGCUACGUGGGCCUUGUCAAUCGGGGAAGGAGAAGCACGCUCCCUACCCCCAUACGUCGAGAUUCUUGUCACACAUACUCAACUAUCAACCUACGGCGGCGUCAUAAACCAUCCCACAGCCCCACUCGAAGUAAAACGUUUCUUCCGAGCAGCUGGUCUAUCAUCCGCCCUAAACGUGCUGCGAGCCGCUAUACAAGGCGAAUCUCGACUGAAAUCAAUGCCAAACAACACCGUCAUAAUGAUAUCCUUCGCAGCAUGCUCUGCGCUCAGCCUCAGCGUAACCUCCGGCGACAGCAGAUCCAGCCUAGCCCCAAGCGUGCGAAAUCUCAUCGAAGAGACUGCUGGUGUCCUAGAAAGAAUCGGCGCGACACCCGAUCACCGAAACGGCGCCUCAGUGCUCUACGGAAGAUUCUUACGCGAGUUGAUUCGACGCGCACCAGCUUUGCCUUUACAAUCUCGAAGCAAUGCUGCUAAUAUCGAUCCGCCCCAGUCGGCAUUCCCGCCUGCAUGUCUGCAUGAUGGCCCAUUGCCAGUUACACAAGCCCUGUCACCCAGGAAUACCUUCUUCGAGCCAUUGCACUUCUCUGCUAUGUCUGAUAAUCAGAUCGUCGAUGCAGUCAACCGGGCGGGCACUGCGUUUGGUGCUUCGAUUCCGGAUGUGCCUCUGGACGACAUGCUUAACUGGGAUUGGCUUGAUUUUGCAAAUCCGGAUUUCAGUUUCUGA